Molecule: messenger RNA, 1802 nt
Organism: Xiphophorus maculatus (southern platyfish)
Lineage: Eukaryota; Metazoa; Chordata; Actinopteri; Cyprinodontiformes; Poeciliidae
Product: tetraspanin-3-like
Exons: 7
Coding region: 110-871 (253 amino acids)
Biological process (GO): protein maturation; regulation of vascular endothelial growth factor signaling pathway; protein localization to plasma membrane
Cellular component (GO): membrane
Source: RefSeq, a predicted model, not a curated record
CAGACCGAAGCCAUUUUAUUAUUUUAACAGCAAAGGUGCAGGUGCACCGAAAAUUGUUGCCCAAAAUAAUAAUAAUUAAAUAGUUAUUGAUUCAAGCGCUCGCGUUACAAUGGGACAGUGCGGGAUUACGUCGUCCAAAACCGUUCUGGUUUUCCUCAAUCUCAUAUUUUGGGCUGCUGCUGGAAUCCUGUGCUACAUCGGAGCUUAUGUGUUCAUCACAUAUGACGACUAUGACCACUUCUUUGAGGAUGUGUACACUCUGAUUCCAGCCGUGGUGAUCAUAGCUGUAGGGACUCUGCUGUUCAUCAUAGGUGUGAUUGGCUGCUGUGCAACAAUACGUGAGAGCUCCUGUGGCUUGGCAACGUUUGCUGCGAUCCUUCUGCUGGUGUUUGUGACAGAGUGUGUGGUGGUUGUUCUCGGCUACAUUUACAGGGCGAAGGUAGAAGAUGAGGUGAAUCACUCCAUCCAGAAGGUUUACAAUGAGUACAGCGGCCCCAACACGGAUGCUCCCAGUCGGGCUAUUGACUAUGUGCAGAGGCAGCUUCACUGCUGUGGUAUCCACAACUACUCUGACUGGAGAAACACACGCUGGUUUAAGGAGUCUAAGAACAACAGUGUCCCAGUGAGCUGUUGCCAGCCUAACAUCAACAACUGCACCGGCACUCUGACCCGACCAGCUGAUCUCUACCAAGAGGGCUGUGAAGCACUUGUGGUGAAGAAACUGAAGGAGAUCAUGAUGUAUGUCAUAUGGGCAGCAUUAACUUUUGCAUCAAUACAGAUGCUGGGCAUGCUCUGUGCCUGUGUGGUGCUGUGCAGGAGGAGUCACGAUCCGGCCUACGAGCUGCUGGUUACCACUAACAGCUACGCUUGAAGGACACAGCCCAACCGCUCUCAGUAAAACAAAACAAAACAAAAAAAAUGUCCAGGAGCUUCACCAGACAUGUUCACACUAGAUUCAGCCGUAGCUCAAGCACACCUUGCACAGCUCAUAAAACUGGCGGUGAGGUUUCAGUGGGUGAUAGUUUCAAAAGGAAAAGUGGUUAUUUAUUAACACGCUCUCUGAGUUGCCGUUUUGUCUUAGUCUUUUGUAUAUAAGCCAAAGCUGUAAAUGGCUGAUAAUUCAAAUUCAUGUUGCAGAUAUUUUACUUGUGUUGAAAUUUCUGUUUAUUCAAUGAUGAUGAUGAUGAAGAGCUCUUUGAGCUCAUCUAUGAAGAUAAUGAUUAUGAGUAUUGUAAGGGAUGUUUGCACAAUGAUCGGAACCCUUGAGACACUUAGUUAUUUAGUUGCAUAAGCUAUUUCUCGACUUCUAUAACCAUACAGUAACUGUUUAAAAUCAUUGACUAUAAGUAAUAUUAAAAGCAAAGUGAUUUUUUUUGUUUGUUUUUAUCUGUUGUGUUGCAGCUAGGUAUCCUUAUUUGUUCUCAGAUAUUUAGGUUGUAGCUAUCGUAUUUUCUGUUUGGGUGUAGAUGUUCUCUGAAUCAGGCUUCACUAGUGAGCCAUUGCCAGUAUAAACUGCAGUGCCAUUUGUACCAUUCAUCAGCAGUGUUACAUAAACGCUUCAGUGUGCAUUCAGCUUGUUAAAUUCACAGGAUGACUUCAGUUUGUUUUCCUAGUUAGAAACCUGAUGCGAAGAACUAUGAAAUGUUAUUUUAUACCAUGUUUGUGACGUUGUGUACUGUUAUUUUUUUGGGCUGCUAAGUUGAUCCCGUAGAUAUGACUAGUGCUACAAGAGAAAUGUGAGGCACUUAAAAGUUGUGUUUGACUUGAGAACACACUAGAAACAAAUAAAUUCAAAUAUUUAA